CUUGCUCUCGCGUCCAUCACCCACGUACUCUUCGUACCUAUACCCUCCUCGAUACCUCUGCCAACGGGAUACCCACCAUGCAGUCCUCCCUGCGCACCCGCAAGUCGCAGGCGCCACCGCGCAAAGCGCAGCGCUCGGGUACCAAGCUGGGCAAGCCUGCCGUGCCCCGCGACCGCAAGUCGCGCGUCGACGACAAGAUCAAGAAGCGCAUGUCGAUGCGCUAUGCAGAGAUCUCUGGGCCGACACCGGUGGGAGGGAUCCCCGCGGUACCCAGCCUGCCCGCGGGCAUGGGCGCGCCGCGCGCGUUCAGGGAGCAAGAUGAACUGGUGCGUGAGCCGAAGGACAAGGCGGCGCAGGAGAAGCAGGCGAAGGAGGACGACAAGAAGAUUUUGGACGAUGAUAACUUCGAUGCGGAUGCUUACCUCAAGUCGAAGCUGGCGAACUCGACGGAGGCGGAGAUCAAGUCGUUGCAGUCUUCUUUGCGCCGCGCGCAGGGGGAUAUGGCGGUCGAGCUGCAGCGGAACGUGUUCAACAACUACGCGGAGUUUGUGCAGAUCUCGAAGGAAAUAUCUACACUUGAGAACGAAAUGCUGGAGCUCAAAGAGUCCCUCUCGGAGUACAAGUCAAUGCCGUCCCUUUUGCACAUCCCCGACCCCUCCACAAAUGGCUCGACCAUGUCCACCUUCCGCCGAUCCUCAGUCGCGGACCUGCGCAUCAUGUACUUCAACCAGAUGCAGGCACUGCACGCGCAGAUCGAAGGUUCUGCCAAGUUUGCACCGACGACACCAGGACGGCACGUCGUGAACGAGAUGGAUGGCGUGGCGGCGCUGAAUGCGGCAACGUACAAGGUCGUGGGGAAGGUCAAGUUCGUCAUUCUGGACGAUCUUGUCCUGGUCGCACGCCGGAGACGACGAACAGCAGCUGCAGAGACGCGUGGAGGCAGCAUCAGCGAGGGAAAGCUCGUUGCGGAGAAAUGUUGGCCGUUGAACGAGAUGAUGGUCCUCGACACGAAGGAUUCCCCGACUAUGACGAACGUGUUCAAAAUCCGACACGGCAAGGAAACCAAUGUCUACCGCACGGAUACACCAGCGGACAAGAAGGCAUUGCUGUCCCAAUUCCGUCAAGUUGCUGAGGAGUUGGCGGAUAAGAGGCGAAAGGAGCGGGAAGGCGAGCAUGAGAGGCGAAAGAGUAUGUGGACUGGGGCAGACCGGUCAUCCAUGGCUUUUAACCCCGACCGCCUACCACCCAUGAACGACUGGAUGGCGGACCUCGCGCGCAAUGCUGGUGUGAACGUUGGGUCUUCCGCGAACGACAAAUCAGAACGCGACGGCCGAUGGGUGGGCGAAUGGGCGGAUGAGUUGACCGUCGCCAUCGCGCUGAGGGAAUGGGAGAAGGCAGUGACAUUGGUUGAGCAAGGCAAGGCGAAGUCGUCCAUGAUGCCUUCGUUGGCAACGAAGCUACCCAUCCUGUCUUCCCAGCUUACUUCUGCGCUGCUUCAAUCCCUUUCUAUGCCCUCAAACCGCAAGUCUACCGUGAUCGCCCUCAUAUCGUGGCUUCUGCGCUUGGAGGCCGGCCCGGCUGCGCGGUCGACCUUCUUGAAUAUGCGCACGCAGGUGUUGCGUUCGUUGGUCCGCAAGAUACCCUUCGAGGGCCAUGUCGGUGCCUAUGUUGGAGAUCUCGCAGUCGUGACCUUCACUGCGAUCAAGCAUACGGCAGACUGGUUCUUGGCGAGCUUCAAAGACAAUGAGGCGGCUAGCGCGUUCAUCGAAUGGGCGAGGCACCAAAUCGAGGGCUACGCCGAGGCGUUCAGGAAACAGGUCUACAGCCCGGACGUCGAGCGAAAGGUUGUAGAUGAGUGCAUGACCAUCACGUACUCGCAAAGUCGAAAGCUAUUGCAAGAAUACGGUCUCGACUUUCGAUUCCUCUUCGAUGAUUUAUUGCUUGAGCAUCCUCGGGAAACUGGCAGCGUUAAACCUAUACCAGCCCACUUCGCCUUUCAUGCGCGACACACGAAAGGCUCUGAGGCUUCCCUCACCCCUUCAUCGACGCCAAAUACCCGAUCGCCGGCGACAUCAGCUAUGACAUUGCCGGACGACGUACCCGACGUGCCAGCCCUACCGCCCACAUCGCGCUCGAGGUCGGGCAGUGUCGCCGCACCUCGUCCGAUGCCAGGGGGAUUGUCGAACACAUCGUCACCCGUGCCGACAUCUUCGCGCAGGACACCAGUGUCGUCGGCAGGCUCGACCACGCCUGGCGCGUAUAGGCCAACAACGCCGGGGUCCACCCGCAGCGGGGGCGUGCCGCAAACCCCGCCUAGGGAGCGGCGGGGUGUGCGCACGCCGGCGCCGCCUCCGCCGCGUUCGACGCAGCGGCCUUCGAGCUCUGCGCAUCGGGCAGUUGCGCAGCAUGAUGGGAUGAUCUGAUAGACAAGGCGAGGACGAGGUUUAGACGUGGACUUGCACGGACAGUAUACUGUAGCACUAACUCUUCGCGCGUCAUGUACAUUAAAACUGGUAGGCAUCUAUGGACUUCUUUGUUUCUGUCUGUGCU
Messenger RNA from Schizophyllum commune H4-8, 2550 nucleotides. RefSeq lists its product as uncharacterized. The coding region runs from base 78 to 2423 and encodes 781 amino acids. The record is from RefSeq and is a predicted model, not a curated record. Gene Ontology annotation, cellular component: exocyst. The transcript has 8 exons. Lineage: Eukaryota; Fungi; Basidiomycota; Agaricomycetes; Agaricales; Schizophyllaceae. Gene Ontology annotation, biological process: intracellular protein localization; Golgi to plasma membrane transport; exocytosis.